AUGGUAAACAGACUUAGGUGGUAUGGGCACACAAUGAGAAGGCCUAUGAACUACAUAGGAAAUAAGGUUGAGAGUUUGGAAGUGAUGAGCAAACGUAAAAGUGGAAGGUCAAAACUUCAAUGGGGCCAUAAAGUUAGCGCCAAUAUAAAGAACUCUGCAACUUUACCCAUCACUUUUAAAUGUCUGGAAGAAAUUAACAAAGUAGAUAAAAGAGUCACCAGAUUUGUGUUACCCGUUGGCGCCACUAUAAAUAUGGAUGGAACGGCUCUUUAUGAAGCAGUAGCGGCAUUGUUUAUAGCUCAAAUAAAUGGGAUUAAACUAAAUGCCGCACAAAUUAUUACAGUUAGCUUAACAGCAACCAUAGCAAGUAUAGGCGCGGCAAGUGUACCGAGUGCAGGUUUGGUUACUAUGUUAUUAGUUUUAUCAUCCGUAGGACUACCGACUAAAGACAUUAGUCUAAUAGUUGCUGUGGAUUGGUUACUAGAUCGCAUAAGAACGUCUGUAAAUGUGUUGGGCGAUGGUAUAGGAGCCGGUAUAGUCGAUCACCUAAGUCGCGCCGAGUUAGAUAAGAUCGAUGCAGAACAUACUUUAAUGAAUUCUUCUUUUAAAGAAGAUAGGGAUAGUUACGAAUCAGGUAAUAAAAACCAUUUAGAGAUGAUACAUCUCGACCCAGGACAUAUUAAUCAUGAGAAAAAUGAGAACGGAAAUUCGUCAAAGUUUUCUCACGAUCGAUUUAGCACUCCUCAAAUGUCUAAAAGCCUUAUUUCUAUCCCUGAUGAGCAUUUGACUGUUCCAAAUAAGCGAUUCGAUGAUUCAAUAAUAUAGACCAAGGUGGUGAUAGAUUGUAGAAACUCAAA
This is a messenger RNA of Gordionus sp. m RMFG-2023, 857 nucleotides long. RefSeq names its product excitatory amino acid transporter 2-like. The transcript has 4 exons. NCBI's taxonomy places the organism in Eukaryota, Metazoa, Nematomorpha, Gordioida, Chordodea, Parachordodidae. The record is from RefSeq and is a predicted model, not a curated record. Gene Ontology annotation, cellular component: plasma membrane. Gene Ontology annotation, biological process: L-aspartate transmembrane transport; L-glutamate import across plasma membrane. Bases 1 to 825 code for a protein of 274 amino acids. Gene Ontology annotation, molecular function: neutral L-amino acid transmembrane transporter activity; glutamate:sodium symporter activity; L-glutamate transmembrane transporter activity.